CAAGCACAGAUGAAGAAGCAAACCUCCCUGUGACAUUCAGUGUUCUCAUGUCGGUGUCAUCUGUAUACCAUUAAAUAUCUCAAAAUGAACAUUAUGCUGUCCUCCUUUUCUCGACUGCGCGGUCUGACUCACCUGCGUAGUAUCCCUACAGGAGACAUUGCAGUAACUGGCACCUCUUACCUUAGAUUAUUCAGUAGCUGGAUUGGUCUUGGAGCAGAUGCUAGACCUCAGGUUUUCAGAUGUGUUGGUCCAAUUUCUUCGCAAGCUGAGGGUUCAGGAGUGUUUCAGCAGGUUCCCUGGCAGUACCAGCAGGUACGGACCCGGAAAAGAGGCACAGAGUAUCAGCCCAAGAACAUCAAACGAAAACGAACCCACGGCUGGAUCAAGAGGAUCAGCUCACAAGGAGGCAUUGAAGUGAUUCUACGGCGGAUGUUGAAAGGACGUAAAUCGCUCUCACACUGAAGGUUCCUGUUGCAAGAUUUGACUUUAAAGAAACAGACCUUGGUUCUUAUAUGCUGGAGGUGCUCAGUAUGCAGCAAAGAACUUGUGUAUUGGGUUAACCGGUGUGAUAUUGGAUGUGGUUUGGGUCUGACAGUUCCAAAGUAUCACUCUUAAGAGGAGAGUGGAAAAGUGCCCAGCAGUUUGAGCCACCCACUCUGGUCAUGCCUGUGGUUUUGGUCAGACUCAUGACAUGUUAGCAUCUGUUUUUUUUUUUUUUUUUUGAG
Molecule: messenger RNA, 725 nt
Organism: Archocentrus centrarchus (flier cichlid)
Lineage: Eukaryota; Metazoa; Chordata; Actinopteri; Cichliformes; Cichlidae
Gene: mrpl34
Product: mitochondrial ribosomal protein L34
Exons: 2
Coding region: 85-462 (125 amino acids)
Biological process (GO): translation
Cellular component (GO): ribosome; mitochondrial large ribosomal subunit
Molecular function (GO): structural constituent of ribosome
Source: RefSeq, a predicted model, not a curated record